Messenger RNA from Pyrus x bretschneideri (Chinese white pear), 1769 nucleotides. Its product is annotated as 5'-adenylylsulfate reductase 3, chloroplastic. The record is from RefSeq and is a predicted model, not a curated record. NCBI's taxonomy places the organism in Eukaryota, Viridiplantae, Streptophyta, Magnoliopsida, Rosales, Rosaceae. Gene Ontology annotation, molecular function: phosphoadenylyl-sulfate reductase (thioredoxin) activity.
UGCUAAUCAUAAACCGGGUGUUUCCAAAAUCACAGAGCAAAAAACAGAGGAUUUGAAAUCGAAAUCAGAAAAUCGUUUCUGAGAAUGGCUCUCGCUGUUACUUCUUCUUCAUCUGCUUCGAUCUCUGGUCGUACCUUCACUCCCUCCUCAGAACCCAAAGUUCCUAUUCGGGUGUUUGAUCGAUCGUACGGUCAAAUUCAACGCCAAGCCGUGACGUUUUCUCAGCGGCGGAGCUCGGUGAGGCCGGUGAAUGCGCAGCCGAAGCGGAGCGAGUCCAUUGUUCCUUCCAUAGCGACAACCGUUGCUCCGGAGGUGGUUGAGAAAGUAGAGGUGGAGGACUAUGCGCAAUUGGCUAAAGAGCUCGAGAACGCCUCCCCUCUUGAGAUUAUGGACAAGGCGCUUGAGAAAUUCGGCAACGAUAUCGCCAUUGCUUUCAGCGGAGCGGAGGAUGUUGCGUUGAUUGAGUAUGCGCAUUUAACCGGUAGACCCUAUAGGGUUUUCAGCUUGGAUACUGGAAGGCUGAACCCCGAAACGUAUCAGUUCUUUGACACAGUAGAGAAGCACUACGGCAUCCGCAUUGAAUACAUGUUUCCGGAUGCUGUUGAAGUUCAGGCAUUAGUAAGGACCAAAGGGCUGUUCUCUUUCUAUGAGGAUGGGCAUCAGGAGUGCUGCCGCGUGAGGAAGGUGAGACCCCUGAGGAGGGCUCUCAAGGGGCUACGCGCCUGGAUCACCGGACAAAGGAAAGAUCAAUCUCCGGGGACUAGAUCUGAAAUUCCGGUUGUCCAGGUUGACCCUGUUUUCGAGGGACUGGAUGGUGGUGCUGGCAGCUUGGUGAAGUGGAACCCAGUGGCAAAUGUCGCGGGUCAUGACAUAUGGAACUUUCUGCGUGCCAUGAAUGUACCUGUGAAUUCACUGCACUCGCAAGGGUACAUCUCAAUUGGUUGCGAGCCAUGCACAAGGUCAGUCCUACCGGGGCAACAUGAGAGAGAAGGAAGGUGGUGGUGGGAGGACGCCAAGGCGAAGGAAUGCGGUCUUCACAAGGGCAAUAUUAAACAGGAAGGAGGCCAAAAUGGCAUGGAUGCACAGUCAAUUGGUGCUGCCACGGAAACUGAUAUAUUCACUUCCCAGAAUCUAGUCACCUUAACCCGAACUGGAAUAGAAAAUUUGGCAAAACUUGAGGACCGGAAAGAACCAUGGAUUGUAGUGCUCUAUGCACCGUGGUGCCCGUUUUGCCAGGCAAUGGAAGCAUCAUACGUUGAGUUGGCUGACAAGUUGGCGGGGAGCAGUGUGAAAGUGGGCAAGUUCAGAGCAGAUGGAGAGCAAAAGGAGUUUGCCCAGAAAGAACUGCAGCUCACAAGCUUCCCCACAAUACUCUUCUUCCCCAAACACUCUUCUCAGCCGAUCAAGUACCCAACGGAGAAGAGGGACGUCGAUUCAUUGAUGGCGUUCGUCAAUGCCCUUAGGUAACCAACUGAAGUUUUGAAACGUUCGUAGAAAGUAAUCCCGGCGCCAUUCAUCUCCGUACCUAAAUGGUGAAGUCAACAUUCGUUGGCGAACCAUCGCCGAUAAAUGCUAUCGAUUCUUCUUCAUUGAAUCUGUGUUUUAGAAUUGUCUCUGUUUCUCAAAAGAAUGUCACAAGUCCUUUGUAUUCUCAAUUUAGCCUCUUCUUUUUUGGGACAAGACGAUAGGGCUCUUGUAAUUUUCCUUUUGGUCUACAGUGAGUGAUUUCUGAUUUCGGAAAUGGAUAAAAGUUAUGUUUUCUUGUAGCA